Messenger RNA from Monoraphidium neglectum, 423 nucleotides. RefSeq lists its product as hypothetical. The record is from RefSeq and is a predicted model, not a curated record. The transcript is spliced from 5 exons. Lineage: Eukaryota; Viridiplantae; Chlorophyta; Chlorophyceae; Sphaeropleales; Selenastraceae. The coding region runs from base 1 to 423 and encodes 140 amino acids.
AUGCGCGCCGCCAUCAGCUGCCGCAGCGGCGUGGCUUCGGCCCCGGCCCGCUCCCCCAGGCCUGCCCGCGCCCAGCGCGCGGCGCUUGUUGUGCUUGCAGCGGCCGGCAAGGAGAACCCCUACCACGACCGCAAGCACACCGCUGCCAGCAACCCCGGCGGUACCAAGGACGCUGGUAAGGUGCACGCUGACAAGAAGCAGCAGUUUGAGUACCAGCAGGAGCGCCUGGAGUGGCGGCGCAAGAAUCAGCAGGGCGGCGACAACGACGCCGACCGCGACGAGCCUGCGCACACCAACAUGGGCGUCAAGAACGAGGGCAGCCACAACUCGGGCAACAACCUGCCGCUGAGCGACGAGCCGUCUGGGGCGGCCAAGCUGGUCAACAAGGUGGUCCGCAAGAUCACCGGCAAGGAUGAUGAGUGA